UGUCUCAACUUAGCAUGGACACAUUUGUUUUCAUGGGACAAGACAGACAAACCAUUUGAAAAAUUGCCUUUUUUGGGGUUAAAUCUUCAUUUUCAACAAGAAAACCCAUCUUUAUUCUUCAAAACCUUGUGGAUUUAUUUUUUGUUUCUUAUAUGUGGUGCAUUUUCCCAAAGUGAAAUUUAAACUGGGACAUGUGGACGUAUUUUGUAUUUUCAAAGGAUGAGUUUGCAGUUUCUGGAGCAAUCCUAUAUGCAAGGAUCAUUUCCUGACUCGAGACCAGAACCAUAAACCCUCACUUCAACAAACCAAGUUGCACAGACAGGACAGAGAACUUCCACGGUGGAGCCGGACAGUGUUCUGUCCAACGACCCAGCCUGACGCACGGUGACGGACAGACGGACAGACAGUCUGAUGCCAACUGUCUCACCUGUCAAUCUUACGGCACCAUUCCUCCUCCUGUUGCUGCUGCUGCUAUGCACCACCUACACCACCAUGGCAACCAACUGGCUCUCCCUGGCGAGGCUGCCUCGCUCCAGGGCCGUGUCUGGUGCUGCUCCAUGUGCACGGCUGAGGGGGCUGACCCCAGGGCAGGUGGGGGUGUGCAGGGCACGAGGGGAGGUUAUGGAGUCCGUACGCAAAGCAGCAGAAAUGGUCAUAGAAGAGUGCCAGCAUCAGUUCAGGAAUCGCCGCUGGAACUGCUCCACCACGCCACGUGGGAUCAAUGUAUUUGGAAGAGUCAUGAACCAAGGCACUCGUGAGGCGGCUUUUGUGCACGCUCUAUCUUCAGCGGCUGUGGCAGUGGCUGUGACCCGAGCUUGCACCCGAGGCGAGCUGGAGAGGUGUGGUUGCGACAGGAAGGUCAGAGGCAUCAGCCCUGAAGGCUUCCAGUGGUCAGGGUGCAGUGACAACCUGUCCUAUGGUGUGGCUUUCUCUCAAACCUUUGUGGACGAACCUGAGCGGGCCAAGGGGCUGUCAGCGGGGCGCCCACUCAUGAACCUCCACAACAACGAGGCUGGUCGAAAGGCCAUCCUUCACAACAUGCAGGUAGAGUGUAAGUGCCACGGCGUCUCCGGCUCCUGUGAGUUAAAAACCUGCUGGAAAGUCAUGCCCCCAUUCAGACGGGUCGGUGCUGUGCUCAAGGAACGCUUUGAUGGAGCGACAGAGGUCCGAUUGACUCGUAUUGGGUCUAAGCCAGCUUUGCUUCCUCGUGACCCCUAUGUCAAACCCCCUGCUGCCAGAGACCUUGUGUAUCUCGCACCCUCCCCAGAUUUCUGCCACCAUGACCCAGAUAACGGCAUCCCUGGGACUGCUGGAAGAAGGUGUAAUGGGACGUCCCGGCUGGCACCAGAUGGCUGUGAGCUGGUGUGCUGUGGUCCUGGGUACAGAGCAGGCCGGGCCGAGGUGGUGCAGCGCUGCUCCUGCAAGUUUUCUUGGUGCUGCUCAGUCCGUUGUCAGCAGUGCAAGAAUACCGUCACCAUUCACACCUGCAGAGUUUGAAAUGGCUCAGACAAGACCGGAUUGAAUGCAAUUAAAAACCCAGCUGAGCCAGCAGAAAGGCACCACAGAAAACAGAGCAGAAUAAAUACAACAGCUUUGACACCAAAAUGACGUUACAUGCUUCCCAAAAACCUUCUGAUUCCAGAUAAUUAUCCACCUUCUGGCUAGGCUCCUCAGAUUUAAAAGCUGCAGCAAUCUAAUGUUAAAGAAGAUGAGCAUUAUGGAGUAAUCACGGUCUCUCUUUCAAAAACGAUUGUCCAAAUAAAACUGCAAAGGUGGACAGAUUCACAGACGCGCAUGUACACACAGCAGCUACUUAAACCUUCACCUGACAAAGCUUUUAAAGCUGAAAUUAACUAAAACUAACAGAAACACUGCAGAAAUGUUUUUAAUGCUUAUAUUUUAUGUCUUAGACUAGCCGGUCUUUGAAUGUGUUCUGUAUUUAUGUUUCCUUUUUUUGUUCCUGGUUUAUUUAUUUUUUACAGUUGUGUUCAAGGUAAUAGCAGUUUAAGAUCACUAAGCAGAUCAAACAAUGUUUUUGGUCAGAAUUAUAUUUCUACGUGCCAAAUAAUUUACUAGGUGUAGUAGAGUAACAGAAAACCAACAGAACCAACAGUCAUGACAUAUAGGCUACUGAUUCUGUGUAACUGAAUCAUUAAUUAAAAGGGGCAUGUUCAAAAUAAAA
This is a messenger RNA of Girardinichthys multiradiatus, 2182 nucleotides long. RefSeq names its product wingless-type MMTV integration site family, member 4b (gene wnt4b). NCBI's taxonomy places the organism in Eukaryota, Metazoa, Chordata, Actinopteri, Cyprinodontiformes, Goodeidae. The transcript is spliced from 9 exons. Gene Ontology annotation, molecular function: frizzled binding; cytokine activity. The record is from RefSeq and is a predicted model, not a curated record. Gene Ontology annotation, biological process: canonical Wnt signaling pathway; cell fate commitment; neuron differentiation. Bases 412 to 1497 code for a protein of 361 amino acids. Gene Ontology annotation, cellular component: extracellular region.